Molecule: messenger RNA, 1425 nt
Organism: Aegilops tauschii subsp. strangulata
Lineage: Eukaryota; Viridiplantae; Streptophyta; Magnoliopsida; Poales; Poaceae
Source: RefSeq, a predicted model, not a curated record
GAUGCGAUCGCUGGUGGUGGCGGUGGUGCAGGGCCGCGGGCGGCGGAGCUGGAGGCCAAGCUGGGGAGGGCGCACGACCAGCUCGCGGCCAUGCGGGAGCAGCUCGCAGCCGCCGAGAAGGCCAGGAAGGACGCGCGCGGCGCCUUCGCCGAGGCCAAGAAGCGGUUCGCCGCGAACGCAAAGAAGAGGGAAGCCGCCGCUCCGGCGCCGGUCGAACAGGAUACCAAUGUGCGGCCGCCAGAACAGAGGCAGCAGGAAGAGGAGGCAGAAGUUGUCGCGGACGACGUUGCAAAUGGUGACGGCGAGGAGAGAAGAGGCAUGGUCGACCCCGAGCACAAUGAGUCCCGGGUUGAGGAGGUGGCCGAGAAGACGACUGAUAAUGGCCAUGAGGUGAGCAACAGUAUUGCCGUCGUUGGAGACGACGGUGGUGGCAACGAGGGAAACCCGGAGGCCGACCAGCUGUGGAGCAAGCUUGUGGCGAAAGACAGGGAGGUGUACGAGCUGAGGGCGAAGCUGAUGCUGAAGGACAUGGAGGUCGACGAGCUGAGAUUGGAGCUGACGGCGAAGGACGCGAACAUCGGCAUGCUGACGGCAGAGCUGGUCGCAAAGGAUGCCGAGUUCGCCGCUCUCAGAGCCGAGAACGCCGAGCUCACGAAGACGGCCUCCGACGCCGCCGAUGCCGGCAGGAAGACGACGGCCGCGAAGGCGAGGGAAGCCGAGCGCACGCUGAUGGACAGCGCGGCGCGGGAGUCCCGGCUAGCCGAGCGACUGAGGGAGUCGGAGCGUGCGCGGGAGGCGCUGGAGGCCGAGGCGCGCCGCAUCCGCGUCCAGAGCGAGCAGUGGCGCAAGGCGGCCGAGGAGGCCGCGGCGGUGCUCGGCGGCGCGGGUCACCACGUUGGCGCGGAGGAGACGGACGAGGACAAGCAGCGGGACGCGGGAGACGGGGGCUCCGGUGGGAAGAGGAAGCCGGCCGGCGGCGCCGUGCGGCUGCUCGCCGACCUGUGGAAGAAGAGGGCGUCCAAGUGAUCGGAAAGUACGUGCCGGGCGCGGUCGAUCGUGCCGCACUGCGCGCGCGCGCGCAUGGGAAUUUGCUGAUGCGCUCGAUCGAUCGGGUGCCUCUCCAGCUGUAACUAGAUAACGUGCACGUAGUACGUGUUUGUUUACCGUUCACAGUUUUCUUUAGAUGAUUUAUUACUGUUGUUUUUUGUUGCGUGUUCGCUGUACCGUGCCACUAUUAUUCCGAGCCGCGAGACGCUGAUUUACGAGAGGAGGAACGAACACUGUCUUGCUGAAUUCGUGGUGAUGAACACCAGAGCAUUACCUGCUAAAUUACUGCACUCUUUGUGCUUGAUGUCUCCUAUGCCCGAUCCGGAGACUUAACCAAGUCUCGGUCAGGUGACCCAACAUAUACCUCGCAAAAAAAAA